This is a messenger RNA of Penicillium daleae, 765 nucleotides long. Its product is annotated as ubiquitin carboxyl-terminal hydrolase isozyme L3. Gene Ontology annotation, molecular function: cysteine-type deubiquitinase activity. Gene Ontology annotation, biological process: ubiquitin-dependent protein catabolic process; protein deubiquitination. The coding region runs from base 1 to 765 and encodes 254 amino acids. The record is from RefSeq and is a predicted model, not a curated record. Gene Ontology annotation, cellular component: cytoplasm. The transcript is spliced from 2 exons. Lineage: Eukaryota; Fungi; Ascomycota; Eurotiomycetes; Eurotiales; Aspergillaceae.
AUGCCUCCUCCUCCCCCAGCAGAGGUUAUCGAUGGGUGCAAGACCUUUAUCCCUCUCGAAAACAAUCCUGAUGUACUGAAACUUCUUUGUGCAAACCUCAGUAUUUCCCAAGAUCUUGUAUUUCAUGAUCUAUUCUCCACAUCUCCAGAGUUCCUUCGAGAGUGGUAUCCCCGACCUUGCCAUGCCAUGAUUCUACUCGCACACAGCCCAAUCUAUAACGCUGCCCGUUCGGCUAUUGAGCCUACCAUCCCAGAAUACGAGGGCUUCGGCCCCAAUGAACCGGUGCUAUGGAUGAGACAGACCAUUGGGCAUGCCUGCGGGCUGAUGGCGCUCUUACAUGUCGUCUUUAAUCUGGAAGAUGGUCGAUAUGUCUCUCCAGGCUCAGAACUAGACACACUCCUUCAACAAGCUGUUCAGCUAGGCCCCACAGAGCGAGCUCAACUGCUCUACGAUUCCAAGUUCCUUGAAGAGAUGCAUAUGGAUGCAGCCUCACGCGGAUCCUCGGCUGCUCCCUCGCCUCAUGAUGAAAAUCAUCACCAUUUUUUGGCCUUUGUCCAGAAGGAUGGGCAGGUAUGGGAGCUGAAUGGAGGAAUGAAUGGACCCCUGCUCCGAGGAACAUUGAAAGAUGAAGAAGAUCUACUGAGUGAGAACGGGCUGAAACUAACGGUUCAGGAUUUCUUGACGGCUGCUGAGCAGAGUGGAUUCGAAGAGAUGAGCAUCGUCGCAGUUACUGGGCACGGUGCUGCUACUUCACGUUUACCUUGA